Molecule: messenger RNA, 1996 nt
Organism: Dreissena polymorpha
Lineage: Eukaryota; Metazoa; Mollusca; Bivalvia; Myida; Dreissenidae
Product: F-box only protein 21-like
Exons: 12
Coding region: 24-1892 (622 amino acids)
Molecular function (GO): DNA binding; protein binding
Source: RefSeq, a predicted model, not a curated record
UUUAUUUAGGAUCCAAUAUAGUCAUGAAUGGAAUGGAAGAAUUGCCGUCUUUUAAAGAUAUGCCAGAUGAAAUAAUUGAGUUAAUAUUAGGAGAUAAAUCGUUAAAUUGUUAUGACUUGACGAGAAUUUCAGAAACAUGCUCGAAAUUGCACCAAAUUAGUAACAAUAAUGACCUUUGGAAAAGGAAAUAUAAGCAAAGGUGGAGGUCAUCCCAACAUUUGAUUUCUGAAAUAAAUUACAUCAGCUGGAAGGAAGAAUUUAUUACCAAACACAAGCUUGUUGCAAAAGCUUUCAUGUUGUUGUGCAACAUGUCACUUAAGCACUUCCACAAGGAUGAACUUUCUAAAGAGGACUUUCAUGAGUUUACAACACUUGCAGAGAGCCAUGUUAGGGCAGGUGAAUUUCUGGUGACUGAACUCCUGUCGCUUCUUCAUGAUAACCAACCAGAUGAGAAACUGACCCUGAAGUUUUAUGCUGCACAAGUUGUUCGCCACAUUCAACAUCUCCUACUCAAACCAAAAAUACUUGCAUACCUGAAUGAUGUACCUCAGGAGGAACAAAACAUAGAAAUUGGUGCAGCUCUUGUUGCUUUGUGGUGUCAACCUACUGAAAGGAUAGCUGAGAGUGACGUGGUCAAACAGCUGGACGAAUUGUCCGAUGAGGUUAGAGACAUUCUGCAGAGGGCUCAUCCUGAACAUGCGGUCUUACAUCAGAACAUCAUUCAGGAUGGAUUAAAGGAAGAUAGUCAGACUAUGGAGUGGAGUUGGCAUAUUUUGGAUGCCAUUAACACUGUCCUGUACUUAAAACACAGUUUCAAAGGCGGCAAUUUUCACAACUAUUGUCCUCAAGAUAACUUUAUAGACAAAGCAUUGAAGACCAAAAAGGGAACACCCAUCAUCAUGUGCAUAAUAUAUGCUGCUCUUGCCAGACGACUGGGGGUGGUGUUAGAGCCAGUAAAUCCUCCAUACCACUUCAUGUUGAGAUUCAAACAACAUCCCUUCAAGCCUCCUGAUCAGAUGUACGUCUACAUCAAUGCUUUUGAUGGUGGCAAAAGACUGGAAUUCAGCGAUGUUGCUCAGGAGAUAGAGGUGGAUCCUGACUUGAUCACAGAAGACACCAUGGUCUGUGUAACGCCUUGUUACGUGAUUGAACUAGAGGUUCGUAAUGUAGUGCACAUCGGCCACGAGCUAGGAAAGUCAGGGGACUAUACUCUACUGAGAACUGCACUAGAGUGGUCUGUCUUAAUGAAGGGAGAUAAUAUUGAGGCCCGUAUGAAUCUGGCAAGAAUCAACCUCCAUCUAGGAGUCAACUUAGAGGAGGCUCAACAAAUGUUGCAAUAUGUGGCGGGUACAAGAUCUCUGUCUACAGCACUGUUUGACCCUGUGGCGCAUUUGCUUAAUGCUGUAACAGAGAAGGCCUCUGUUCUAAAUGAACGAAACAAAAACCACAAGAUAAAAGUCAUAAAGAGGAAGAAAUCUAAGACUGUUGAGUUUGCUGUUGGACUGGUAAUGAUACAUAAAAGAUUGAACUAUGACUGUGUGAUAUCCGGCUGGGAUUACAAGUGUGAGGCAAGUCACGAGUGGAAGCUGCAGAAUCCGAUGACCGGCCUUUCCCAGCCUUUCUAUAUUGUCCUGGUUGAAGACGGCUCAAGACGCUAUGUAGCUGAGGAAGACCUAGAGGUACAUCCGGACCCACAUAUCAUCAGCCACAGAGAAGUAGGCAAGUAUUUCAGCACAUUUGAUGGCUAUCGCUACAUCAUGAACUCUGAGAAGGUUGCAGAAUACCCUGAUGAUGAGGACUUCAGCAAAAUACUGGUCCACCGCCACUUCGGCAUCACACUGAGCAUGACCUGCAAUGGAUUUGAUGACUUGUUUUUUUUUUUAAACCUAUAGAUCUUUUUACAAAAAAAUGUUAAACAAACAACAAAACAUUGCAAGGCUAUGGCGGAAACAUGUUUAGUACCUAAGACAUUUUAAUAAAAAGUGACGUGUUUGUA